AUGAAUUUUCUAACAUCUGGAAUAAUUUUAUACUCAUUCUACCAAUGCAUUUGCAUGGAUCCUGAUGAUGAUUAUGAAUCUAGAGUUAUCAACGAGGAAGAACAUUCAGAACCACCUCCACCGUACGAACCAACUCCACAAGGUUUUGAUCCCCCGCCAUAUGAGGAUAGCUUUCAAUUUUUUCACCCAAAUACACCAAACCCACAACAUCAUGAUCCACCUCCGCCUUAUACACCUGGACCACAGAGUUACUCUUUACUACCAACAUAUGAAGAAUCACAAGAAUCCAGUCCUCCUUCUUAUUUCUCAAACAUACCAGGAUCUUCUGGAUAUUCAGGUUAUGCGUCUGGUGGCACAUCAGAUCAUUACAGUCCAUCGUCAUAUGGAGAAAGUGAGACAGGUUAUUCUCAAGGAGCUUCUGGGUAUACACCUUCCCAACCAACUACUGUGCAGCACCUAUCAGAUCAAUUCAGAUCAGUUGAUGGAACACAAUUGGUAGACCUAGAAACAAAAAGUAAAUGUUCUUCAUCCGACACACUUUUUUCAUCAUACCUAGUAGAAGUACAUGGAAUGAUUCAUAAAUACACUCCCAAACAAGGUUUCGGAUACAAAAAAAUAACACAUAACGGUGAUAUAGUCUGGGAAACAAAAGAUGAUAUAUAUGCGACCAAAGUAUUAGUGGUUGGUGUUGGGUUUUCUGGUAAGAAAAUAACUAUAGAAUUUAUUAAUGGCACUAGCAUUACUCUUAAGAGGAAAGGUUCUGAUAAACAAUGGAAGCCAACAAGAAGUUAA
Messenger RNA from Theileria parva strain Muguga, 792 nucleotides. RefSeq lists its product as uncharacterized. The transcript has a single exon. The record is from RefSeq and is a predicted model, not a curated record. Bases 1 to 792 code for a protein of 263 amino acids. NCBI's taxonomy places the organism in Eukaryota, Apicomplexa, Aconoidasida, Piroplasmida, Theileriidae.